Molecule: messenger RNA, 610 nt
Organism: Rhagoletis zephyria (snowberry fruit fly)
Lineage: Eukaryota; Metazoa; Arthropoda; Insecta; Diptera; Tephritidae
Source: RefSeq, a predicted model, not a curated record
AUGACCGGACAGCAUAUCUACCUCGACGUCGACCCCGAGAAGACGGACGACCCGCUGCUGCUGAUAGUGAACACCGCAAAUCAGCAGGAGUACAACCGAAAGUGGAGCGUCCGCAUUCGCCAGAUUCCCUGCAAGUCACAGUGGCGAGCUCCCCCGGGCUGUCUGCAGUACUACCCGGCGGCGAAUGGCAACGUGGAGAGCUUCAACUACCGCACCACCAAUCUGCCGGUGACGACCACCAGCACCGUGCCGCCCAUCGGCGGCGGCAUCGGACCGGGGGUGAAUCCGCUGGCCACCGAGGUGGCCGCCAACUACCUGAACAACCUCAACUACGGCGUCUGCAUCGGCCGCCUGCCUCGCAUGUGCGCCAUUAAGUGGCAGGCAAUUGAGUUCGACUUUGGCGGCGUCUCCACGAGCACGCCGGGCACCAGCACCCCGGGCGACCAGUGCGUCUCCAAGGCGGGCGGCGGCACCGGUCUGGUGCCCGACUCCGACUUUGUGCUCAUUCCCUUUGGCACGGACCAGACCAAGGCCGGCUACGUGGAGCGGUACUGCGGACAGAAGCUCAGCUCCAAUCCGCUGGGCAGUGCAAACAAUGAGGACGUCUUCU